Molecule: messenger RNA, 3439 nt
Organism: Nanorana parkeri
Lineage: Eukaryota; Metazoa; Chordata; Amphibia; Anura; Dicroglossidae
Gene: CEP131
Product: centrosomal protein 131
Exons: 27
Coding region: 131-3415 (1094 amino acids)
Biological process (GO): intraciliary transport involved in cilium assembly; regulation of centrosome duplication; cilium assembly
Cellular component (GO): centriolar satellite
Source: RefSeq, a predicted model, not a curated record
UGCGGGAUGGAUUGCGCACUGCGCCCAAUCGGGAGCGGUGGGCCGAGCGAGUUCGUUAGGUUGUUGUGUGUUGCUACCAUGGAAGUGUAGAGUGUCAGCUCAGCGGACCAGAGCCGGAGUGCAGGUGACCAUGCAGAGCUCCCUCGGGGCGCCCGUCCAGCAGGGCGGUGGAGAUAACAGCGGCUUGGCCCUCACCGGCUCGCAGGUCUCCGUCACCAAACGCCCGAGCAGCGCCGGCAGCGCCAAGCUCAUCUCGCGCUCCAUCUCCGUCGUCACAGACACCAGGAGCAAAGGCAACUCAUUGAAGGACUCGCCGGGGGCGAUCAAUAACCUUCGCCGAUCCAACAGCACCACUCAGGUGACACCCGGGAACAGCUCUCUGUUCAGUGGGGACCAGCCGGAGGAUUUUCUGGCCUUUUUCGAGAGCAGCUCCAUUGGCAGAAAGAAGCUCCAUGGACUGGCCAAAACCCCUCCGGGGAGGAAGACCACCUGGAACGUUCUUGAUGAACAGCCUCGGUCGUUGUCCGUAUCUUCGAGUGCCCGCAGCGCCAGGUCAGUGCCGGGCAUGAAGCGGAAAGAUUUGCCUGCUUUGGCUCCCAACUUUCCCGCCAACAACAGGAGCAACAAGGGAGCUGUGGGCAACACCGUCACCACCAUGGUACAUAAUAACUACUCCUCCGACGACCGAGGCCUCAGCGCAAAAAGCUCCAAUCAGAAGACCCCAUCACUCAACAACCAAAGAUCUGCCGCCGGUGAAGAUCCCGGGAGCAGCUUCCAGAAAUCGCAGAAAAACCUCUCCGGCACCAACAACCUGGGCCGCAACAACACCGGAGGGAGCUCGCCGCAGAAGAGGCGCGAGGUCACCACCGAGGAGGCAGAACGGUUUAUUCUGCAGGUGAACAAUGCCGCGGUCACCAUUCAGCGAUGGUACAGGCGUCAGCGCCAGAAGAACCGGGCGGGAGAGAUGGCGAUAAAACAUAUGCUGGCUUCCAAAAAGGAGGAGCGGCAGCAACAGCCUGACGAGAACUCUUUCUUGAAAUCCCAGCAGACAAAGGAGGAGGAGAGACGCCGGGUCAGAGAGGAGAAGGCACGACAGGCUCGGCGUGCAGCGAUCCAGGAGCUGCAGAUGAAGCGAGCGCAGAAAGCCAUAGACACUCAGAGAGUGGCGGAGGAGGAGCUGGCGCUGCUGGUACAAAGCGGAAAGGUGGGCAAGAAGAAGACCAGCUGCAAUACAGCGAUGCCUCCAACGGGAAGGAGCAACAAGUCCAAAAACAAUGCAGCAGGUUCCAGAAUGCAGGAUACAUUAGAGUGUGACAGUUCCGGAGUUCCCCUCUUCAAACCAGCACCGGAGACCAGGAACCAUGAGCAGGCCGUUCCGGUUCUCACAUCCACAGACCAAACCCCAGGAGACCUGGAGGUCGCAGCCUCCGCCCAAUCUAAGACCACGCUCACCGACUUGCUGGACACUUUAAAACAGCUGGAGGAACCUGAACCUUUGCUCGACAGUAAACCCGACGGCAAAGACAAGUUCAGCUGGAUCGAUGGGGAUGCCGAAACCUCCUUGACCAUCGAUAACUUGGAACGGCUCGGCCAAAUGAUGCGCAGAAGUCAGGCGGAGCAGAAGCAAAUCCAGAACGGGACUCUCCUGUCCGAGGCCAAGUUGCAGAAUAUCAUCAGUUUUCUGGAUGACAUGGAAAAAGCUGAGCAGGAGAGACCCCGAUCCUCUGCUUCAAACACACACAGAGGGACCAUGCUGUCCGAGGAGGAAUUGACUCAUCUAGAGCAGGCCUCGGCUGUAGCUACAGAGGUGACGAGCUCCAUGCUGAAGAUGCGCCUGGAGCUGGAGGAGAAGAGGAAAGCCCUGGGUCUUCUGCAGACAGCCCUGGUCCAGCAGCGCGAGCUGACGGUACGUCAUGUAAAGCAGACCGAGAAGGAGUUGGGGUACCAGCUGAAACAGCAAAGUGAGCAAUACGAAUCCACCAUCCAGAGACACCUGACAUUCAUAGACCAGCUCAUUGAUGACAAGAAAACCCUGAGCGAGCGCUGCGAGUCUCUUGUCACCGAUCUGAAACAGGUGGAUCAGAAAUACGCCAGUAAGAUCCGCCAGAUGCAGGAGCAGCACGACACGGUUUGGCAGACUCUGGGCCCCCUGUGUGAGGAGAUGAAGAAGCUGCAGGAACUGAUGACGGCCACAGAGAAAGUGCGCAGGGAGAAAUGGAUCGACGAGAAAACAAGGAAGAUUAAAGAAAUCACCGUCAAGGGGCUAGAACCCGAGAUCCAGAGACUCAUCUCCAAACACAAGCAGGAAAUCCGCAAGCUGAAGGCGCUGCACGAAGCCGAGCUCCUGCAGUCCGACGAGAGGGCCGCUACGCGCUACGUGCGCCAGGCCGAGGAGCUGCGGCAGAACCUGGAGCAUGAGAAGGAGGAAGUGAGCCAGAGGGCACGAGAGCAGGCAAAGCAAAGGUAUGAGAAGCAGCUGGCCCAGGAAGAGCAGUCCCUGCAGGAGCAGCGCCGGCGCCUGUACAGCGAAGUGGCCGAGGAGAAGGAGCGGUUAAACCAGCAGGCUGCCAGGCAGAGAGCGGAGCUGGAUGAACUAAGGAAGCAGCUGGAGGAUAACUGUACCCUGUCCACCCGCAUGCUGAAAGAAGAGUACGAGAAGGGCAAAGAGGAACAAGAGAGGAGGCACCAGGCUGAAAUCAAAGCUUUGAAAGAGCGUUUAGAGAUUGAGAAGCAAGCGUGGGAGCAGAACUACAUGAAGAAAGAGGAAGCCUGGCUUCUGACCCGGGAAAGAGAGCUGAAAGCAGAGGUACGGAAGGGAAGAGACAAGGAGAUAGAACUGGUGAUUCAGCGUCUGGAGUCAGAGAUGUCAACGGCAAGAGAGGAAUGUGAAAGAGCUGCUGAGAACAGAAUUAAAAGAGUUCGCGAGAAAUACGAAUCUGAACUGCAGGAGCUGGAGCAGUCAGAGCGGAAGCUGCAAGACCGAUGCAACCAGCUGAAGGAGAGAGCGACAGAGCUGGAGGGAGAGCAGAUCCGACUGCAGGGCCUUUUGAAGCAGAGGGAGCAGGAGGUGGAGGACAUCAGGAAGAUCACAGACCGGUUGAACGAGGAGAGGAAGAGCCUAUCGGAUGUGAUCCGUCAGGAGUUCGCCGACCGCCUGGUAGUGACAGAAGAAGAAAACAAGCGGUUAAAGAUUGAGGCCUCCGAAGCGCAGGCCCGCCAUCGCCUUGAGCUGGAAAGAAUCACUCGUGAGAAGGAGGAGGAGCUUGAGGAGGUGCACAAAAGGGUCAAAUCUGCAAUCGUGAAGAAAGAAGAGACUGUGAAUAACCUCCGGAAGCAGUGCGAGGCGGCUGUGAAGCGAGCCGAUCACCUCGAGGCCUUGCUGGAGCAACAACGCAAGCAGCUGUUAUCCAAAUAGCAGCCGACCUCAGAAGUCGUCCCC